CAGCAGCAGCAAGCACCAGGAGGCACUUAUCAACAGCAAUCCCAUAAUAAUCAUGGCCUCCUCUCCGGGAACAAACGGUGCCCUGACCCUCGACCAACAGCAGCAACACCAUGGUGUCCAUCCCACCAACAACGGGACCUCCCAGGUAGCGCGGCUUCAACAGGACCCAGACGCCAUCGUUCCUGCCUCGGACCCAGACGACGAUAGCACUGACGAGGACGAGGAGUACAACUCUUAUAUUCAGGAACAAGAACAACUUCAGUUCCAAAAACACAACCUAGGCAUGACAAGACAGGCCCAAAACCACUACAGCUCAGAGAUCCAAGAGCACGAAGAAGGCGAUGACCAUGGGGAGGAAGAGUAUUCGGCAUACCACCAAUACCAUCAGCAACAGCAACAGCAGCAGCAGCAGCAGCCCCACCAUCACCAGCACCAACAACUCCAGCAAAUACAGCAGCAGUAUCAACUACAGCAACAACAGCAUCUUCACGCAUACAAAUCUCAGGCCAUGAAUAUCCAGCAACUGCUUCGUCAAGAUCAAACCCCAGAUCAGGACAUGAGUGGUGCGGAUAGUCACGAGGAGGAAGAAUAUUAUCAACAAAAUCCUCAGUACGAUCCACAUCGCCAACAUCAAAUGGACAUCGAUAUGCUUCAUCAACAUGACGACGAUGACGAUGAUUUUGACGACGAUGAGGAUGGGGAAGAGGACCAAAUUGACGAGGAAAUGAUGGACGAGGACGACGAGGAAGGCUCUGAGGCUAUGUCGUUGACAGAGGAGGACAUCAACUUCGAUCUGGUGUACGCCUUCCACACCUUUGUGGCCACUCAAGAGGGCCAGGCCUCUGUUGUCCGGAAUGACUCUCUGAUGCUGCUCGAGGACACGAACGUGUACUGGUGGUUGGUGCGAGUGCUCAAAACGGGAGUCAUCGGCUAUAUUCCUGCCGAGAACAUCGAGACACCAUUCGAACGUCUUGCAAGACUUAAUACCUACCGCAACGUAACCCUUUCAGCGCCCUCUUCCGAAUGGGGAACUUUCGACGAACACAUUCAACCAUUGGAUCCAGCCAUCCUCCAGCAAAGAGCCAUGAAUCGUCGGUCCGUCGUCUUCACAGCCCAAAAUGAAUACUUGGAGGCAAGCGAGACCGAGUGGACUGAAGAAGAAGAUGAGGAAGAGGACUGGUAUGAGGAUGGCGAAGAAGAUGAGGAGGUUGACGAUGAAGAAGAACAAGAGGGCGACGAAGAGCUCCAGGAGCUGGAGGGCGUCGAC
Gamsiella multidivaricata is the source of this 1267-nucleotide messenger RNA. RefSeq lists its product as uncharacterized. The annotation marks the transcript as partial. Gene Ontology annotation, biological process: establishment or maintenance of actin cytoskeleton polarity. The transcript is spliced from 2 exons. Gene Ontology annotation, molecular function: protein binding. The record is from RefSeq and is a predicted model, not a curated record. Gene Ontology annotation, cellular component: microtubule cytoskeleton; cell tip. NCBI's taxonomy places the organism in Eukaryota, Fungi, Mortierellomycota, Mortierellomycetes, Mortierellales, Mortierellaceae.